Molecule: messenger RNA, 2172 nt
Organism: Phialemonium atrogriseum
Lineage: Eukaryota; Fungi; Ascomycota; Sordariomycetes; Cephalothecales; Cephalothecaceae
Exons: 6
Coding region: 85-2172 (695 amino acids)
Biological process (GO): regulation of DNA-templated transcription; DNA-templated transcription
Molecular function (GO): DNA binding; DNA-binding transcription factor activity, RNA polymerase II-specific; zinc ion binding
Source: RefSeq, a predicted model, not a curated record
UCUGGACCCUAGACAAAUGUUAUUUGGCUAGACACUCUGCACUUGCCGAUUCCCUCAACCAAUCCUUAUAAUUCGCCUGCUACCAUGGAUUCCAGCCGUACCAAGGUUGAGAAACGAAACAGACCACCAGUCUCUUGUGAGCCAUGUCGUUCUAGAAAAUUGAAAUGUAAUCGUGCUUCCCCAUGCGAUACGUGCAUUAAGAGGAAUCAGGCACCAUCAUGUCAGUACGCGACCAAUGCCAAUCGCGGCAAACCCGGUGUUUUUAAGAAGAGCAACGUCACCGACCGACUGAAGAACCUGGAAGAUUUUGUUUCUUCAUUCCUGGUGGACGAUGUUGCCGUCCAACCGCAAACCCAGACGAACCCCGGCAUUGCGUCCGGUAAUCAGAGGGUCACCCCAGCACCCCCCGGGUGGCUGAGUUCUGCACUGGAUCUUGGUUCCGGUUGCAGUGUCCAGAGUAGCCAAGACGAGACUAUUAGCAUUGAGACGCCCCGUGUGCUCGAGUCUCGAGACGGCCAGGUUAAUUAUGUCGACCCCAGCCACUGGUUGUCUAUCUUGGAAGACAUCAAAGAAAUUCGAGAACAUCUCACACCAUCGGACAGCUCAAUUCUGCAUGAUGGGCUAGGCAACGGCGGCAGUCCUCUUUGGGAGCCUGAAGCCAGCUUCCUGUUCGGCUUCAACCAGAAUCCGAGUCUCCACGAGAUCCUCGCUUCUCUACCACCGCAGCCAGUCUGUGACAGGCUGCUUUCUCAUUAUUUUGGUUCCCGAUUCAUGGUUCUUGGCAUUGUCCAUCCAACAAAGUUCCAAAAAGAAUAUGAAAAGUUCUGGGAGGCGCCUUCCAAGGCGCCCACGCUCUGGAUUGCACUUCUCUUUGCCGUGCUGAGCUUGACCGCAAUCCUACGGCAGCUGGCUAAGCCCGGCGAGACCGAAUCCGACGCAGCCAUGCCUUCGGUGAAAAUAUUGCAGCAGAGAACGGCGCAAUGUCUUAUCCUGGGCAAAUACACCACUGCCAACGCGUACGCGCUCGAGGCAUUUGUCUUGCAUUUUCAGAGCUGCUAUUUGAGUCAGACAACCCCUCCAAUCCACCUCUGGUUCGAAUUCGGCACGAUAAUUCGAUUAGCGUUCCGGAUGGGAUGCCACCGCGACCCAAUCAACUUGCCCGGCAUCUCGCCUUUUGACGGAGAAAUGCGCCGCCGAGUCUGGCUCAAUAUAUUCCAAGUUGAAGCUUUGAUGUCCUUUCAGCUGGGAUUUCCGACCAUGAUACCUACCGAGUACUGUGACACUCAAGUCCCAAGAAAUCUCGAGUAUUCCGAUCUCUAUGUCGAGAUGGAGACCCUGCCACCCGGUCGACCGCUAUCCCAGAACACUCCUGUCCAGUACACGAUCGUCAAAGCAAGCGUGAUGGAGGUAUUCAAGAAGAUAUCUGCUCACACACAACAUCUCACCGCACCGAGCUACCACACAACGCUUGCACUCGACGGCGAGAUGAGAGAAGUGUACGGCAACCUCCCCGAAUGCCUCAAACGUCGAGACGUCGGGCGCUCCUUCAUGGACCACUCCAGCCUCAUUCUAGAUCGCUGCACAAUCGAGCUUCUCUACCUCAAGGCCCUCGUCGUUCUCCACCGAAGAUACAUCAACUACGAGCCAGACAACCCCCGCUUCGAGCCCUCCCGCCGCGCCUGCAUGGAAGCAGCCCUCGACAUCCUCGCCCGCCAGGCAGACAUUCACCACGCUUCGCGUCCCGGCGGCCGCCUCUGCGAGGACAAGUGGAUGGUCUCGUCGCUGACAGCGCACGACUUCCUGCUCGCCGCCAUGGUCGUCUGCCUAGGCCUGUCCGUCCGCAUGCGCUCUGCCGCGGAGAGGGAACCAGGCUUCGGCGGCACCAGGGAGUACCGCGCCCUCCAGACCUCGAGGCAGAUAUGGGGCGCCGAAAGCACAAACUCGCCCGACGCACGCAUUGCGGCUCUCGCCCUGGGACUAAUGAUCGACAAAGUGACAGAGCACAAUGACCCGCCCUCUCCGCAAGUUCCCCCGGCUGUCUCUGCAGACUUUGAACUGCCUUAUGCAGAGACAAUGUCAGGGAUGAUUGAUGGGUUAGAGACUCUAAACUGGUCCCAGGGUGCCUCGCAGGCCAUGUUGUACGCCACUAGGCUAAUAGAUGAGGACCUCUAA